This is a messenger RNA of Durusdinium trenchii, 2606 nucleotides long. The record is from the annotation of a GenBank genome assembly. Lineage: Eukaryota; Dinophyceae; Suessiales; Symbiodiniaceae.
GUCCUUUCCAGGUCCUUUCUCCACUUUGCGCGCAGUGCACGACCUCGCGGUACGACCUCGCGGGCCAUGACGCGGUACGACCUCGGCCCAAAGAAUGCGUCGGUUCUGCCGACGCGGCGUGGCCUUUGUGGUCAUCAUCCUGCUUCUUCUUGCUGUUUUGGUUGGGCUGACUUGGGAGUCAGAAUGGCUGCCUGAUGGUUUCGCCAAUUUGGUGAGCUCCCAGGCUCUCACAAGUGCAGAGCCAGUUGAAGGAGGAGCAGAUGGAGCAGAUUUGGUUGCGACAACCUCCACUGCUCGACAGACGACAUCCACGACUUCCUCGAAGCCGAGGGACGAUGGUUUAUCCUUGUUUUGUUUCGCGUGGACCCCACGACGGAAGUUCGACGAGCAGCUUCUGUCGGAAGUGCGGAUUCAGUUUGCGAAGUGUGAUGGACAUGUCUUUUACACCGACAUGGGUUCUCCUGGAGCAGAGGAGGAUGACUUCGUUCGAGUGAAACUUCCCGCUCAGAAAGUUUCCAGAGACAAGGGUGGCUGGCUCUACCACAGGAACAUGGUGGGUUUGAUGCCUGCACUGACGAACCUCCUGGGAUCAAAGCUGAUAGAGCGCUAUGAUUGGUUCAUCAACUCUGAACUGGACCAUUUCUUAAGCCCAGCCAGGGCAAGGGCCAACAUAGCUGCCUACGUGAGUCACAUCGAUACUCCAGAGGACCGCCCUGUCAUGCUAAUGUGGGGUAAUGCUUUCGUCUUCAACCGGAAACUGCUUCAAGAGCUGCAGAAGUAUUGGCAUACGUUAGGUGUCACCGCAUCUGACAACGGCACAAAAGAUGAAGCAAUUGCUGUUGGAUGCCCUAUGUUCAUGAAGGGCAAGGCAGAAUGGCCGGGCUCUUGCUCACAGGACAUCAUUUAUCCGGCAUUAGCCUGGGACAUUUUACCGAAGAUCUCCAAGCAGAAGGUGAUGACCUUGGGGGAUCCAGGCUGUGGACAUCCGUCCAAGUUCCAGAACAAGGAACUCCCUCUUGGAUGCUGGGAGAUGCAACAGAACCCCUUAGGUGGUGAAUCCUUGCAAGGUGAACUGAAAGCAAUUCGAGUACUAGCCGACAUGGAAAGUUUGAAUGCGGAAGCAGCCGAGUCGUAUUGUGUGGCGCACGGUGAUCCGCUUGCAAAGAACUGCAAGAAGUUUCACGAUGGAAGGCACGUUGCCGUGAUUCACCAUGUGAACAAUCUCGCAGUGCACAGCUUGGCGCGCCAACUCUUGGACCACGAGACAGUCGGCGCGGUCGCUAGCAGUACGGCCGCUGGUGCGGUGGCUGGUGCGGCGCCUUUGCAGACUGCGGUUUCAACGUCAAAAGCACCGGCACCUUUCUUGGCCACGGCUUCGCCAACUGCCGGUUCUUCCGUUCCUGUCAGUCAGAUGGGCCAUUCCGUCAGCGACAUUCCUGUUUCUCGCCCCAAUCGGCUCAGUACCAAUAUGACCUUGUUCUGCUUUGCGUGGUCGCCUCGACGCAAGAAUGAUGAAGGGGUGCUGAACGAGGUAAGGAAGCAGUAUCGGAAGUGCGAUGGACAUCUCUUUUUCACUGACACCGCAAGUCCCAACAAGACAGAUGAAGAGGACUUCGUGCGCAUCAUCGUCCCACAGCAAAGGCUGGCACGUGGCCAUGGUCAAUGGCUGUACCACCGGAACAUGGUGGGAUUGAUGCCUUCAUGGGAAUACUUGUUGCAGUCAGGUGUAGCAGAUCAGUAUGAUUGGUUGCUGAAUUCAGAGCUGGACCAUUUCCUCAGUCCAUCUCGUGCAAAGGAGAACAUCGAGGCCUAUUUGCAGAAAAUGGAGGAGGGCAACAACGAAGAUAAGCUCGCGGUGGAUGGUCCGAUCAUGCUGAUGUGGGGGAAUGCUUUCGUCUUCAACCGGAAGUUCGUUCAGGCGCUCAAAGAACAUUGGCCUGUUGUGGGUCAAGUGGCGUCAACGGACAACCAAACUUCAAAGGAAGGCCGUGCUGUUGGUUGUCCCUUGUUUAUGAAGGGCAGAUCAGAAUGGCCUGAUUCGUGCUCUCAAGACAUCAUUUACCCGACUUUGGCUAUGAAUGUCUUGCCACCUUUGAAAGUGAAGGUAGCCUUUCCUGGAGCAUCUGGCUGUGGCCAACAUUCCAAGAACCGGAAGAACAGGGAGUAUCCCUUGGGAUGCUGGGAGAUGCAGCAAAACCCUCUGCAAGGAGAGUCAGAAGCGGGAGAAUUGGCGGCCAUCAAGGAACUCGCUCAAAUGGCUACAUUCAAGGCCAAAAGCGAAGCAAAGGCUUACUGUGACCGCCAUGAUUUGGAAGUCAUGCAGAAGAACUGCAUGAAAUUCUGGGAUGGCAGGAGGGUUCCUCUCAUCCACCACCUUCACACAGUGUCUGAGCAUGUUUUAGCCCGGACGCUGCUGGAUAAUGACCCUGACCCUUGAGAUUGGCCAAACAUUGGCCAACUUGGUUUGUGGAUAGCGAGCGACAAGAUGCAAUGUUGAAAUGGAGUGGCUGUGCGUUACGAAUAGGCCUGUGCAAGACAUGCAUCUUGUGCAGCUUCAUGCAGCUUCAAAUUCCUCAAAGCAAGCUUUGCGAGCACAUCUCAACAAG